This is a messenger RNA of Rubroshorea leprosula, 974 nucleotides long. NCBI's taxonomy places the organism in Eukaryota, Viridiplantae, Streptophyta, Magnoliopsida, Malvales, Dipterocarpaceae. The record is from the annotation of a GenBank genome assembly.
ACACAAACACAAACGGAACAAAUUGCAUGAACUAAUCAAUAAUUGAAAAAAUCUUUAAACACAACAGGAUACACUUCAAAGAAUAUCUUAACUUGAGCUUAAUAUCGAGCAGUGUGAAAAUCCCAUUUCAACUAAUAACAAAGAGGCAUGCGAGUUAAAUACAAAAAAGAUUACUCUAUUAUCAAAUUUGGGCAUCAACAUCAACAGGAAUCGGUACCUGAAUCUCAAGAUCAAAAGCAGUUCAAUCACCUGGAUUACAGAGCUACAAUCAGAUCUAGACAACCCGAUGCCAAAUAGAGAAAUCGGACAACAGGGGAAAAAAAAGGAGGAAACGAUUACAAAAUUAAUUUAAGAUUCGAGAUUAAUCUCAGAAAAAUUAAUCCAAAAAUUGUCACAUAAAGCUCAGAAAAAUUGCCUACCCUUUGAUCUAAUCCACAUAUACGGCGGGAAAUUAGCCUUUGAGAUCACGCGCAUUGAGGCGGUGGUGGCGCCCCGCGAAUUACGCUGACGGGUUUCGGGCUCCCCGAAAAGGCGCGCCCGUGGAUCCCGCCGUUCUGGUUUGGUUUCCUUCUUUCUACCUAACGAGCGCCAUGGAUUCUGGUGAUGAGAUCACCGGACUCCUCGAUGCAGAAGAGAGUCGACUGUCCAAGGAAGAUGAAUUUCCUUUUAGCAGCUUAGGGGUUUUCUCUUUUGAAUAUUUUGCAUUUUAUGUCAUUUCUUUUCCAUUUUUCAAUUUAAUCCCUGAGAGUGAGAGGUCUCCUCUUUUGAAUUUUUGGCAAUUGAUCCCAUUUCUUUUUUCCACCUUUCACAUUAGCCUCUAAUAUAAAAUCCACAACUUCGUUAGUUUUCAAUUAAGUCCACCUCUUCACUCUUUUAUUUAUUUAUUUAUAUUAUUUCAACUUUUUAUUUUUUCAUGUUUCUCCUUUCAUUUCAAAUUUGUAUCUUUCUCUUUUUAUUAAAUUUGAGAAUUUUGU